GGCCCCGGAGCGCCCUUCCGGAAGCGGUCACAAGUAGCUCCGUGACGCAGAACGAGUUAGAGCGUCCCGUAGGGUUUCCAUGGUGUUGCCCUCAGCACCCUGUCUCUCCGCUUCCUCUCCCGCCUGAACACCGGGAACGGGAAGGCAGGCGGCGGGUCCUUCCCAGCACCGCCUCCCCGUCUGGGGGAGGGGUUGGACGAGCGGGUGACGCUCUGGGCGAGCUCGUUCGCCUCUCUAUGGUGCCCAGCUCUCCUGCGCGCCGCUCCAGCGCGUUGGAGCGGACGCUGCCCCUUUAAUCGACAGAGGGCGGUGCCGAGGAGGUCCCGCGAGAGCUGCGGGGGGCGGGGGGCGGUGCCGAGCCGGGGGCCCGUGGCGGAUGGAGCCAGCGAUGGAGCCGGAGACUCUGGAGGCGCGAAUCAACAGAGCCACAAACCCCCUGAACAAGGAGCUGAACUGGGCCAGCAUCAACGGCUUCUGUGAGCAGCUCAAUGAGGACUUUGAGGGGCCUCCACUUGCCACCCGGCUGCUGGCCCACAAGAUCCAGUCCCCACAAGAGUGGGAGGCCAUCCAGGCCCUGACGGUGCUGGAGACCUGCAUGAAGAGCUGCGGCAAGAGGUUCCACGAUGAGGUGGGCAAGUUCCGCUUCCUGAACGAGCUCAUCAAAGUCGUGUCUCCCAAGUACCUGGGCUCCAGGACGUCAGAGAAGGUGAAGAACAAGAUCUUGGAGCUGCUCUACAGCUGGACGGUCGGCCUGCCCGAGGAAGUGAAGAUCGCAGAGGCCUACCAGAUGCUGAAGAAGCAGGGGAUUGUGAAGUCGGACCCCAAGCUUCCCGAGGAUGCCAUCUUUCCCCUCCCCCCUCCACGGCCCAAGAAUGUGAUCUUCGAAGACGAGGAGAAGUCCAAGAUGCUGGCCCGCCUGCUGAAGAGCUCCCACCCCGAGGACCUCCGGGCAGCCAACAAGCUCAUCAAGGAGAUGGUGCAGGAGGACCAGAAGCGGAUGGAGAAGAUCUCCAAGCGGGUGAAUGCCAUCGAGGAGGUGAACAACAACGUGAAACUCCUGACGGAGAUGGUGAUGAGCCACAGCCAGGGCGGCACGGCAUCCAGCAGCAGCGAGGACCUCAUGAAGGAGCUGUACCAGCGCUGUGAGCGGAUGCGGCCCACACUCUUUCGACUGGCCAGUGACACAGAAGACAAUGAUGAGGCCCUAGCGGAAAUCCUGCAGGCCAACGACAGCCUCACCCAGGUGAUCAACCUGUACAAGCAGCUGGUGCGGGGCGAGGAGGUCAACGGCGAUGCGGCCGCCGGCCCCAUCCCUGGGAGCACCUCGGCCCUGCUGGACCUGUCAGGCCUGGAUCUCCCUCCCACGGGCACCACCUACCCAGCCAUGCCCCCCCACCCCGCGGACCAGACCAGCCCUGAGCAGCUCAGCACCUCAGUUUCUCUGCUGGAUGAUGAGCUCAUGUCUCUAGGCCUGAGUGACCCCACACCCCCUACAGGCCCCAGCUUGGACGGUGCUGGAUGGAACAGCUUCCAGUCCUCAGACGGUGCUGAGCCUCCAGCCCCUGCUUCAGCCCAGGUCCCCAGCACGGACAUCCGGCCACCAGGACAGAUGUCCCUGCCAGCCAGCAGUGGCCUGGAUGACCUGGACCUCCUGGGGAAGACCCUCCUGCAGCAGUCACUGCCCCCAGAGGCCCAGCAAGUGCGGUGGGAGAAGCAGCAGCCAGCCCCCCGGCUCACACUCCGGGACCUGCAGAAUAAGAGCAGCUCACCCAGCCCCAGUGCCACCAGCCUCCUCCACGCCGUGUCCCCAGAGCCCCCUGGGCCUCCACAGCAGCCCCUGCCCACUGAGCUCUCACUGGCCAACAUCACUGUGCCCCUGGAGUCCAUCAAACCCAGCAGCAUCUUGCCCGUGACCGUGUAUGACCAGCAUGGCUUCCGCGUCCUCUUCCACUUUGCCCGCGACCCGCUGCCUGGCCGAGCUGACGUGUUGGUGGUGGUGGUAUCCAUGCUCAGCACUGCCCCCCAGCCCAUCCGCAACAUCGUGUUCCAGUCAGCGGUGCCCAAGGUCAUGAAGGUGAAGCUGCAGCCCCCCUCAGGGACGGAGCUGCCGGCGUUCAACCCCGUUGUCCACCCCUCAGCCAUCACUCAGGUCCUGCUCCUCGCCAACCCCCAGAAGGAGAAGGUCCGCCUGCGCUACAAGCUCAUCUUCACCAUGGGCGACCAGACCUACAGCGAGAUGGGCGACGUGGACCAGUUCCCCCCGCCUGAGACCUGGGGCAGCCUCUAGAACAGAGGGGCUGGGGAGAGGAGAGGACAGGGGCCAGCGCUGUGCAGCCUGGGGAGAGGCUGUGGUGGCCUGGACACCCUCUGUUCUCCGUGGCCAUGUGCCCCUGGCCUGGUGCAUCUCCCCCCACCCUGUGGCCCCAGGUGACUCUUCCCCUCCUGCUUUGCCUCCCCACCUGCUGAGCCAAACCCAGCGGGAGGUUGGGCCUGGGUUUGCACCACCAGGGUCCCCCAAAACUGGUGGGGUCCUGGAGCAGGGAGGGCUGCCCAGCCAUGGAAGGACUUGGGUCUAAGGGAAGAAGCCUGGCCAUCGGGCCCAGCCCUGACCCCAGCCCGGGUGGGGUCUUCCCCACCUGUCUCAUGCCUUAUGGGAAGGCCCAGCCAUAAACGGGAGGUCAGGCUGGAGCUGGGGACCAGCCAGGCCUCCUCAUAGGAACCCAGUGACUGGGGGACACCCGUGCCCCCACUGUUUGCACUCUGCUGUGUGGUUUGGCUCCUUUGCUUUUCUUUCGGAGUAGCCGGUGGCUGCAGCCCAGGCCCUGCCUCCUGGGGGCCUCUCUUCACUGCGAGGUCUCUAGAGGGACUGUGGGAGCCCGGGGUGAGGCCGGAGGGUGGCCCAGGCAGGGCUCCCGGAGCUCUCAAUUCGUCUGUGCUGGGCCUCCCGGGGCGCCUCACGCCUGGCCACCCAUCUGCCCACGGUCAGCAGUGGAGGCGGCGGGGGCGGGGGCGCAAGUAUUUAUGAAAAUAAAACGUCCUUGUUCCUGGA
Molecule: messenger RNA, 3049 nt
Organism: Marmota monax (woodchuck)
Lineage: Eukaryota; Metazoa; Chordata; Mammalia; Rodentia; Sciuridae
Gene: Gga1
Product: golgi associated, gamma adaptin ear containing, ARF binding protein 1
Exons: 17
Coding region: 377-2287 (636 amino acids)
Biological process (GO): intracellular protein transport; vesicle-mediated transport
Cellular component (GO): trans-Golgi network
Molecular function (GO): small GTPase binding; ubiquitin binding; phosphatidylinositol binding
Source: RefSeq, a predicted model, not a curated record